CAUUGGAUUUAUGGAUGAGGAAAGAACACACUCCAGGCCUUCGCAAGCGUUAAUACGACAGCGCUUCAAUUCUAUUGCAUCUUUAAUGGCAGAGGUAUCGUCUAUGGUUCUUAAGUUGUUGCAUCCACUAAUAGAUAAUUCUUGUACGGAUGGUAGCAGCAGCCAAGUAUUCUCUCCAUCAAUAUCGAUGCUCUUCAGUUGGGGCAAGUCUCCCAAUUCUAACCUCUUUAAUUUUGGAAGGAGGAGUUGGAUCAUCCCUUCUGAAUCCCAUGCUACCGAAGAUGAGAGUAGAGAAGAUGAAGAAAGAAUUCAGAAAGGAGUUCUACGACAACAUAUAACUAAUCCUGACCAACAACCUGUUGUUCUUGAUUUUGAUGGAGAGGAUACCUCUGAUACUGAAAGUGAUGAGUUUAUUAGUUUGACUUCUAUUUCACGUAGAGAUGUUAAAACACCAUGUCUUGAAGAUGAGACAAAUGUUCACAGAAGUACGUUAUGCAUCCCAACUUUGGGAAAGGAAAGCAAAGAAGAGGUGGUAAAGGAGGGCCUAUAUGAGAAAGAGUCCGAAAGACAAGGGGCUGAGCCUUUUUCAGAUGGCCCUGAGUACAACAGUGACAAACCAUCCAGUCAAAACACUGAAACUGCCCAUUUAAGUCAGAGGCAAGCUGAAGCAGGUAUUUCCGGAGUUCCGAAAGAAAUCCCAAAAGAAGUUUUACGACAACAUAGAACUAAUCCUGACCAACAACCCAUUGUUCUUAAUUUUGAUGGAGAGGAUACUUCUGAUAUUGAAAAUGAUGAGCACAUACCUAGCAGUUCCACAGUUGGGGAGAAAGAAGGUUCCGUGGACAAUUGAGGAAGAACAGAUGCUUAGGGUAUUUUCUUUCUUGCAUAAAUUUAUUCCUAGCUUGUAGUCCUAGAAAUCAAACAUUGAACUGUUGCAAUUUAAUUGUGCUUUUUUUUUUUUCAGAAGAUUGGUUUCAGAGUGUUUUCUCUUUUCUUUGUGUCUUGAGAAAUAAAUGAAAAUUUAAGAU
This is a messenger RNA of Rubroshorea leprosula, 1028 nucleotides long. Lineage: Eukaryota; Viridiplantae; Streptophyta; Magnoliopsida; Malvales; Dipterocarpaceae. The record is from the annotation of a GenBank genome assembly.